Messenger RNA from Gadus morhua (Atlantic cod), 4852 nucleotides. It is a transcript of the gene xpo1b, whose product is annotated as exportin 1 (CRM1 homolog, yeast) b. The transcript has 26 exons. The record is from RefSeq and is a predicted model, not a curated record. Gene Ontology annotation, molecular function: nuclear export signal receptor activity; small GTPase binding. Gene Ontology annotation, cellular component: cytoplasm; nucleus. Gene Ontology annotation, biological process: ribosomal small subunit export from nucleus; ribosomal large subunit export from nucleus; protein export from nucleus. Lineage: Eukaryota; Metazoa; Chordata; Actinopteri; Gadiformes; Gadidae. Bases 147 to 3419 code for a protein of 1090 amino acids.
GGCGCCAUGGGCUGAAAGCUAAACCGAGAUGGAAUCUCCCAGUCUGAACCGGUUUCAACCGGUUACGAGUUAGUUGCUUGAGAGAGGAGAGGAGGCGCAGGGACACCAUCACCACACCGCCCCGCUGCAACAUUAUUUAAAGCUCUAUGCCAGCAAUAAUGACAAUGUUGGCAGACCAUGCAGCACAGCAGCUGCUGGACUUUAACCAGAAACUGGACAUCAACCUGUUGGAUAAUGUAGUAAACUGUUUAUAUCAUGGAGUGGGACCACAGCAAAGAAUGGCACAAGAAGUGUUGACACAUUUGAAAGAGCACCCGGAUGCCUGGACCCGCGUCGACACCAUACUGGAAUUCUCCCAGAAUAUGAACACCAAAUACUAUGCUCUUCAAAUUCUGGAAACGGUUAUCAAAACAAGGUGGAAAAUUCUGCCCAGGAAUCAAUGUGAAGGUAUUAAAAAGUACGUUGUGGGUCUCAUUAUCAAGACCUCGUCGGACGCGACUAAUGUAGAGAAGGAAAAAGUGUAUAUCGGGAAGUUGAAUAUGAUCCUCGUUCAGAUCUUGAAGCAGGAGUGGCCCAAGCACUGGCCCACCUUCAUCAGUGACAUCGUGGGCGCGAGUCGCACAAGCGAGAGCCUGUGUCAGAACAACAUGAUCAUCCUCAAGCUGCUCAGCGAGGAGGUGUUUGACUUCUCCAGCGGACAGAUGACCCAGGUCAAGGCAAAGCACCUCAAGGACAGCAUGUGCAACGAAUUCUCCCAGAUUUUCCAGCUUUGCCAGUUUGUCAUGGAGAAUUCCCAGAAUGCACCCUUGGUGCACGCAACCCUGGAGACCUUGCUACGGUUCCUCAACUGGAUUCCACUGGGUUACAUCUUUGAAACUAAACUCAUUAGCACACUGGUGUAUAAGUUCCUGAACGUGCCCAUGUUCCGCAACGUGACGCUGAAGUGCCUGACGGAGAUCGCAGGCGUGAGCGUCAGCCAGUACGAAGAGCAGUUCGUCACCCUCUUCACGCUGACCAUGUGUCAGCUCAAACAGAUGCUGCCCCUGAACACCAACAUUCGGCUGGCCUACGCCAACGGGAAGGACGACGAGCAGAACUUCAUCCAGAACCUCAGCCUGUUCCUCUGCACCUUCCUGAAGGAGCACGGCCAGCUGGUGGAGAAGAGGCUGAACCUGCGGGAGACGCUGAUGGAGGCCCUGCACUACAUGCUGCUGGUGUCUGAGGUAGAGGAGACGGAGAUCUUCAAGAUCUGCCUGGAGUACUGGAACCACCUGGCGGCAGAGCUGUACCGCGAGAGCCCCUUCUCCACCUCCACCUCGCCCCUGCUCUCCGGCAACCAGCACUUUGACGUGCCGCCCCGCAGACAGCUCUACCUGCCCGUGCUCUCCAAGGCUCAGGAAGUGGUCCCACUCAGGAGGGCUGGCAGGCAAGCCGCUGCCCAUACUGAGGUGCGCCUGCUGAUGGUGAGCCGCAUGGCCAAGCCGGAGGAGGUGCUGGUGGUGGAGAACGACCAGGGUGAGGUGGUGCGGGAGUUCAUGAAGGACACGGACUCCAUCAACCUCUACAAGAACAUGAGGGAGACGCUGGUGUACCUGACCCAUCUGGACUACGCCGACACGGAGCGCAUCAUGACGGAGAAGCUCCACAACCAGGUGAACGGCACCGAGUGGUCCUGGAAGAACCUGAACACGCUGUGCUGGGCCAUCGGCUCCAUCAGCGGCGCCAUGCACGAGGAGGACGAGAAGAGGUUCCUGGUCACCGUCAUCAAGGAUCUGCUGGGUCUUUGUGAGCAGAAGAGGGGCAAGGACAACAAGGCCAUCAUAGCCUCCAACAUCAUGUACAUCGUGGGCCAGUACCCCCGCUUCCUCCGGGCCCACUGGAAGUUCCUGAAGACGGUGGUCAACAAGCUCUUUGAGUUCAUGCAUGAGACCCAUGACGGUGUGCAAGACAUGGCGUGCGACACUUUCAUCAAGAUCGCCCAGAAGUGCCGGCGCCAUUUUGUCCAGGUGCAGGUGGGAGAGGUGAUGCCCUUCAUCGACGAGAUCCUCAGCAACAUCAACACCAUCAUCUGUGACCUGCAGCCGCAGCAGGUUCACACCUUUUACGAGGCUGUGGGCUAUAUGAUUGGGGCCCAGACGGACCAGGCGGUCCAGGAGCACCUGAUAGAGAAGUACAUGAUGCUGCCCAACCAGGUGUGGGACAGCAUCAUCCAGCAGGCCACUAAGAACGUGGACAUCCUGAAGGACCCAGAGACGGUGAAGCAGCUGGGCAGCAUCCUGAAGACCAACGUGCGCGCCUGCAAGGCGGUGGGCCACCCCUUCGUCAUCCAGCUGGGCCGCAUCUACCUGGACAUGCUCAACGUCUACAAGUGCCUCAGCGAGAACAUCUCUGCGGCCAUCCAGACCAACGGUGAGAUGGUAACCAAGCAACCCUUGAUCCGGAGCAUGCGGACGGUGAAACGAGAGACGCUCAAACUGAUUUCAGGCUGGGUCAGCCGAUCCAACGAUCCACAGAUGGUGGGGGAGAACUUUGUGCCGCCGCUGCUGGACGCCGUGCUCAUCGACUACCAGCGCAACGUGCCGGCGGCCCGGGAGCCCGAGGUCCUGAGCACCAUGGCGACCAUCGUCAACAAGCUGGGCGGACACAUCACGGGCGAGAUCCCCCAGAUCUUCGACGCCGUCUUCGAGUGCACGCUCAACAUGAUCAACAAGAAUUUCGAGGAGUUCCCGGAGCACAGGACCCAUUUCUUCUACCUUCUCCAAGCCGUCAACUCCCACUGCUUCCCUGCAUUCCUGGCCAUCCCGCCGGCCCAGUUCAAGCUGGUGCUGGACUCCAUCAUCUGGGCCUUCAAGCACACCAUGAGGAACGUGGCUGACACUGGCCUGCAGAUCCUCUACACCCUCCUCCAGAACGUGGCCCAGGAGGAGGCGGCGGCGCAGAGCUUCUACCAGACGUACUUCUGUGACAUCCUGCAGCACAUCUUCUCCGUGGUCACCGACACGUCGCACACGGCCGGCCUGACGAUGCAUGCGUCCAUCCUGGCCUACCUGUUCAACCUGGUGGAGGAGGGCAAGAUCAGUACGGCCCUCAACCCCGCGGCCCCCACCAGCAACCAGGUCUUCAUCCAGGAGUACGUCGCCAACCUGCUGAAGACCGCCUUCCCUCACCUACAGGAUGCCCAGGUGAAGGUGUUUGUGACGGGGCUGUUCAGCUUGAACCAGGACAUACCUGCUUUCAAGGAGCACCUAAGAGACUUCCUAGUCCAGAUCAAGGAGUUUGCGGGCGAGGACACCACAGACCUGUUCCUGGAGGAGCGGGAGGCGUCGCUGCGCCAGUCCCAGGAGGAGAAGCACAAGAUCCAGCUGUCUGUGCCAGGCAUCCUCAACCCCCACGAGAUCCCCGAGGAGAUGUGUGACUGAGGCCCCCCCCCCCCUCCGCCCCUCGUUCCCUUGACAAACUGUACAGCCCUCCCCCCAUUCCUCUGCAAACAAAACGUGCAAACGUAGGAGAGAAACAAGAAGCUAACCGCAUGAAGUGACACCACAGCAGAACCCAAAAGGGGCGUUCCCCCCCCCCCCCCCCCAUGUGCCGGCAGAGCGGGGCAUCCCAUUGGAUGUUUAUCGACCAAAACAAUGCCAACAAUAUGUAAAUGAUAACCAUGUCACCCUGUGGCUCUUUUGCAUCAUAGGCAUUUUGUAUGGUGACUUGGUGUAAUAUCUUUACAAAACGGUUAUUUCAACUGAAGUUUGUUUGAUCUGUGACACAUCCCAAGAACUUGCAUGAGGUUGCGACAGUUUGGAAAAGUGAACAUGUUCUUUUUUUGUCUUUUCUUCCUUUCUCCUCCUUUUUCUUGUUUUUUUUAUAUUUUCAGUUCCCUGUCGUCCACAUAAUUGUUUAUAAUAUAUAUUUAUAUAUACGCACAGUUUAAGCAGACGGUGUGUGUGUGUGUGUGUGUGUGUGUGUGUGUGUGUGUGUGUGUGUGUGUGUGUGGCGAAGCGAAGCAUGUGUGAAGAGGCAUCAGAAUGGAGGCUUCUAGAGGAGUGGCAAUGGACACAUGUUUGGUGCCCCCACUGCACCAAUGAUGUGAAUCUGGAUGCGUUUUGAAUGGAGGCUUGAAGAGAAGCUGCUCUUCUCACAGAGCGUGGAGUUGUAUGUAGGCCUUGAAUUAACAAACAAAAAGGAGGGGGAAAAUAGGAUGUUUGGCCGCGGCCAGACAGGAAUCUGUUUUUUCUUUUUAAGGGAAAACAAAGUCGAUAAUGUGCAUAUCCUCCCAACUGUAACGCAUUAUGAAUACCGUGGGAACAGAAAAUGGAUGAUUAUUUCUUCCUUAUUCUAUUUUUUUUUUUUUUUGGUGUGUGUGUGCGUGUGUGCUGUCGCCUGGUCGACAUCAGAGUUUUGUUUUCCUCUAAGAGGACUGUUGCUCAUUUAUGAGCCUUCAUUAAUGGCAUGUUUUAAGGAAGCAGUGGAUAUAUUUAUGGGUUCUUGGUUUGGUUGCAUCUUUAUAACUCCUGUUUCACUCUGACAGCUUUUCAAGGAUUUUGAAUUCUACUAAUUUACGUUGUUUACCAUAAUCCUGUAGUGCUUCAAUUCACUACCUUUAGAAACCAAUACAACCUUGGUUUACUUAUUUUAUAUAUUUUUUUUCCUUUGUCAUUUGUAACUGUUUUAAGAUCAAUCCAAAUAAACAAAAGGCUUUUUUCCAGAGAGCAAAAGUAAUUGCCAAUUAGCUUAAUUAGGGAAAGAAUGUAUAAAUCCAAAUAAUUACCUAAUAUCUAAUGGAAAAUAUCCCUUCUCAAGUGAUGGAUUUGUUGUGAACUUUUUGAACUGAUUAAAGAUGAGAAUUUUAUAAGCA